This is a messenger RNA of Phalaenopsis equestris, 1491 nucleotides long. Its product is annotated as UDP-N-acetylglucosamine--dolichyl-phosphate N-acetylglucosaminephosphotransferase-like. Gene Ontology annotation, molecular function: UDP-N-acetylglucosamine-dolichyl-phosphate N-acetylglucosaminephosphotransferase activity. Gene Ontology annotation, biological process: protein N-linked glycosylation; dolichol-linked oligosaccharide biosynthetic process. Bases 90 to 1121 code for a protein of 343 amino acids. The transcript is spliced from 11 exons. NCBI's taxonomy places the organism in Eukaryota, Viridiplantae, Streptophyta, Magnoliopsida, Asparagales, Orchidaceae. The record is from RefSeq and is a predicted model, not a curated record. Gene Ontology annotation, cellular component: membrane.
CCAUCUUCUUUAUCCCGUUCGCCUAUCUUGUCUUAAUCCACUACAGCAUCGAGGUGGAGUUGAGGCGGUCGAUUGCCAUUUGCGCUGCUAUGAGCAUCGCCGGGUUUGUCGUUUCCCUCAGGAUGAUCCCAGUGGCUGCGCGGUAUGUACUGAAAAGAAAUAUGUUCGGAUACGAUAUCAAUAAGAAGGGAACGCCGCAGGGGAACAUUAAAGUGCCUGAAUCAUUGGGCAUUGUCAUUGGAAUUGUCUAUUUGGUCAUUGCUAUUUUGUUUCAGCAUUUCAAUUUUACAGCGGACUCAAAUUGGCUCGUUGAAUACAAUGCAGCGCUGGCAUGCAUUUGCUUUAUGACUUUGCUUGGAUUUGUUGAUGAUGUUCUUGAUGUUCCCUGGAGAUUAAAAUUGGUGCUUCCAUCAUUUGCAGCACUUCCAUUGUUGAUGGCAUAUGCUGGACAUACAUCAAUAAUCAUACCAAAGCCUUUGAUUCAGUAUGUUGGUGUAGCAGUCUUGGAUUUAGGCUGGAUAUACAAGCUCUACAUGGGAAUGCUGGCAGUUUUCUGCACAAAUUCCAUCAAUAUACAUGCAGGUCUCAAUGGCCUUGAAGCGGGACAAACUGUUGUUAUUUCUGCAGCAAUUCUUAUACACAAUGUGAUGCAAAUUGGUGCAUCUUCAGAUCUUGAAUACAAGCAAGCUCAUGCAUUUUCCAUUUACUUAGUUCUUCCCCUGUUGACUACUUCAUUAGCUUUGCUUUCAUACAACUGGUAUCCUUCUUCAGUAUUUGUUGGUGACACAUAUACCUACUUUGCUGGAAUGGCCAUGGCUGUAGUUGGUAUACUUGGUCAUUUCAGCGAGACACUACUACUCUUCUUCUUGCCUCAAGUUCUGAAUUUUCUGUACUCAUGCCCUCAGCUCUUUAAGAUUAUUCCCUGUCCGAGGCAUCGCCUUCCAAGAUUCGAUCCUAAAACUGGACUGCUUACUGGAACUAAUGAUGGGACACUUGUUAACCUAUUCCUCAGAUUAUUUGGAAAAUGCUCAGAAAAAUCACUGUGCAUCAGGCUUCUAAUUUUCCAGGUGCCUUACUUUGUUCUUCGCAGGCUUUGUCAUGCCUCCUGUGUUUUUGGCUGAGGCAUGUCCUUGCAGGUUGGUACAAAUGAAGCAAGCUUGAGCUAAGGUUUAACAGUCUGUUCAAGCUUUACAUAAAACCUGCACACUUUUUUUAUACUUUCUAUGAAGUUUUUAUCAUUACAAUAUUUAUUUUGGAGUCCAUAUUCAUAAUUUUUGCUGUGCAUGUAUUAAGGUUGAGUGGCAAACUGUCAUCAAUUUUUUUCCCAUUCUGGUCAAGGAAGCCCUGUGGGGCUAUUAUAGGCAAUUGUCCGUGGAUUAAGGUUACGGGAAAAUUGUGGUAUGGAUAGCGUUUGAUGUAUAACUUGGCGCUAUUAGCUGUAAUUUGCAGUUGAACAUUAGCCAUUAAUCUUAUACCAAUCAUUUGAGUUAA